AUGGAAUCAGAAUUGUGCAACACUAUACCCAAGUGCCCAUCGCAACCCGAGGCUUUCCAGGCAACACUGAAUGAAACCGAAAUAUUUAUACAAUAUUGGUACGAUUACAAACUCAACUGGGACCCAAAGGAAUAUGGAGGAGUAGAGAUGCUGCACGUUCCUUCUGACCACAUCUGGAGACCGGACAUUGUACUUUAUAACAAUGCUGACGGCAACUUCGAGGUGACCCUCUCUACCAAGGCGACGCUCAGUUACAACGGCUUGGUAGAGUGGAAGCCGCCAGCCAUUUAUAAGUCGUCGUGUGAGAUCGACGUCGAGUAUUUUCCCUUCGACGAGCAGACGUGCGUUAUGAAGUUCGGCUCAUGGACCUACGACGGGUUUCAGAAGCGACAGAGGAUGCAGUUGGCAGAGUAUACGAAACGGUUUUUCAAGGAAGAGUCGCGUCUUAGGAUGUCUUACAAGGAAGGGCGUCGUAGGAAUCUCACUCUAUAUUCAAAUGUGACACAGGAGGAUGAACGGACUUAUUUCUAA
Messenger RNA from Penaeus chinensis, 531 nucleotides. RefSeq names its product acetylcholine receptor subunit alpha-like. Gene Ontology annotation, biological process: nervous system process; chemical synaptic transmission; regulation of membrane potential. The transcript has 5 exons. Gene Ontology annotation, molecular function: transmembrane signaling receptor activity; acetylcholine-gated monoatomic cation-selective channel activity. The coding region runs from base 1 to 531 and encodes 176 amino acids. The record is from RefSeq and is a predicted model, not a curated record. Gene Ontology annotation, cellular component: postsynaptic membrane; synapse; neuron projection. NCBI's taxonomy places the organism in Eukaryota, Metazoa, Arthropoda, Malacostraca, Decapoda, Penaeidae.